This is a messenger RNA of Neoarthrinium moseri, 945 nucleotides long. RefSeq lists its product as uncharacterized. Bases 1 to 945 code for a protein of 314 amino acids. NCBI's taxonomy places the organism in Eukaryota, Fungi, Ascomycota, Sordariomycetes, Amphisphaeriales, Apiosporaceae. The transcript has 8 exons. The record is from RefSeq and is a predicted model, not a curated record.
AUGCCUUUCUCUAUCUCUUUGCGGCAGGCCGCAGUCGCCAUUCUCCUGGCAAACUCUGUCGCUACUGCGCAGUUCAGUGACAACACCAACGACGAGCUCACUGCCAGAUCGGAUCUCCAGGACAAGCGAGGUCUCUACGACUACGUUGACAGCAUUGUCAAGCGUGUGGGCGGUGGUGAUCCCUUCGCUUCAGCAGCCGCAGCCGAUCCCGCUGCUGCAGCAUCUGGCACGGCUGCCGCCCCAGCUCCCCCUGCUGGUACGCCGCCUCCGCCUCCAGCGCCGCCGGCCAACGGAGCUGCCCCUCCACCGCCUCCGGCAAACGGUGCCGCACCGCCUCCCCCUCCGCCAGCAGCAAAUGGCACAUCACCUCCUCCACCCCCGCCUCCGCCGCCUCCAGCCAACGGAACUGCUCCUCCUCCACCACCGCCUCCCCCGGCAGCCAAUGGUUCCGGAGCUCCUCCGCCACCGCCUGCCAAGGCUGAUGCCGGUGCUCCUCCCGCUGCUGCUCCUCCGCCUCCUCCUGCCGGAAACGCUACCGCGCCGCCGCCGCCUCCCGCCAACGGUGUUGCUCCCCCACCACCUCCUGCCAACGGUGCUGCCCCGCCACCGCCGCCUGCCGCUGGAAACGCCACCGCAGCUGCACCUCCUCCUGCUAAGGACGCCAAAGCUACCAAAGCAAAUGGAAAGGGUAAGGGUGCUGCCGUAGCCCCUCCUGCUGCCUCUGCCCCCGCUGCUGCCCCUCCGGCCGCUCCCCCGGCUGCUCCCCCGGCUGCUCCCCCGGCUGCUCCUCCGGCUGCAUCUGCUCCGGUUGCUGCCCCUGCUGCUCCCCCAGCUGCGUCCGCUCCAGCUGCGGCGAAAGGCAACGUUGCCGCCGCCGCCGCGCCAGCUGCCAAGAAGAACGCCAAGACCAACUUGAGGUUUGCUCGACGGGCAUUGGCCCUCUAG